Pristis pectinata (smalltooth sawfish) is the source of this 3028-nucleotide messenger RNA. Its product is annotated as zinc finger protein 239-like. Gene Ontology annotation, biological process: negative regulation of transcription by RNA polymerase II; regulation of immune system process; regulation of cytokine production. The record is from RefSeq and is a predicted model, not a curated record. Bases 680 to 1672 code for a protein of 330 amino acids. The transcript is spliced from 3 exons. Lineage: Eukaryota; Metazoa; Chordata; Chondrichthyes; Rhinopristiformes; Pristidae.
GCGGAAAUGAAGACUGUGUUGGUGUUUGGCUUCCCAAUUGGUAUACAAAGCAGUCAGAAGGAAAAACUGGAUUUUCUAUGUUAAGGGAUCAGACGUUUCUCAGGAGAACUAAAAAUGUGGCCCUAAUGUGUUUGGAUGAGUUCAGAAUAAAGCUCAAUGCAAAUAAACUGCACAGUUGAACUAUCUUAAGACACUGAGACUCAUACAGGGAGACUGGGCCACCUGGACAGCACCAGGCCAACAAUUUCAAGUGUGGAAGGAAAAAUCUAAUGGGGAAGAAAAGCAGCUUUUUUUUUAGAACAAAUAUAUCUUGCCUGAAGAACCUAUUGAACUGUGGUCUCCAGGGAUACCGGCUCCUGCACAAAGAUUUCCUACAAAGUGCUUCUCUGUGAGGAGGAUCAUAUUUCACAGAGCAGAGGGGGAGAAUGGAUACUGCGCUCAGAGGUUUGUCACUGCCUGAAGAACAAUUGUAUGGGAGUGACUCAGGGGAAAAUGUUACAUCUCUGACUGCCCUAACUCACACUGAAAACAGUCGGGAAGGAAACCCAUAUUCAAUACAUUUAAUUGGUCAGCAAACCAGUGCUGCAUCAUCAGACCUGAAAGCAUUCAACAACACUAGAACUUCCUCCGAAAGGGCAUUUUGGAAGAUGCAGCUGCUGAAGAUUAUUCACUUCAGGAGAUGCAAAGUCCUUCAACUUAUGAGGCUGGUGUGAACUUGGCCAUGUUUCCAGAAGAUCAUGCAAAGGAUGAAGAUUUCAAGUGUUCUCAUUGUGCAAAGACCUUCAAAGAAUUAUCCUCAUUUACUGCUCAUGAGCGGUCCCACAAAGACGAUAACCCACUGAAAUGUAAGGUAUGUGAUAAGGUCUUCAUGCACUUGUCAAGUCUCCUAAAGCAUCACCGCAUACAUACAGGUGAGAGGCCAUUUAAGUGUGAGGUGUGUGGGAGAGCCUUCUCUGUUUCAUCGAGCCUUUUACAACACCAACGCAUCCAUACAGGUGAAAAGCCCUUCCAGUGCAAUGUCUGCCAGAAACGCUUCACCGAAUCCUCUUCGCUCAGAACACACCAGCACAUUCACACAGGCGAGAAGCCUUUCAAAUGCAAUGAGUGUGGUAAGGGCUACAGCAGGUCUUCACAGCUGCUAAUCCAUCAACUCACGCACACUGAUGAGAAACCUUUUCAGUGCACCAUUUGCCUGAAGGGUUUCAUCCAGUUCACCCACCUGACCAAUCACCAGCGGGUCCACACUGGUGAGAAGCCAUUCCAGUGUGAUCUCUGUCAGAAGCGUUUUGUUUCCUUCUCUUCACUUGCAUCACACCAACACAUCCACACGGGUAUGAAGCCUUUCAAGUGUGAGAUGUGUGACAAGACUUUCACGCAGUCGUCAAACCUCCUGAAGCACCGGCGCAUCCACACUGGUGAGAAACCAUUCAAGUGUGAGGUCUGUGACAAGACCUUCACCGUGUCCUCAAGUCUCCUGAAGCACCAACGCAUCCACACCGGGGAGAAGCCUUUCAAGUGUGAUGUCUGCUCAAAAUGCUUCAUUGAUUCCUCUUCACUGACCAGGCACCAGCGCAUCCACACAGGUGUGAAACCAUUCAAAUGUGAGGUAUGCAACAAGGUGUUCGCAUUGUCAUCAAGCCUCCUAAAACAUCAGUACAUGCAUACCAGGUAGAAGACCACCCACUGUGAUAUUUGGAAAUGCUUCACCAUCUCCUGUUUGGUCAGAUUGUGGAAGUCCAUCCACGUAGGACAAAGACCAUUGAAUCACCCUGCAUUUAGGAGGGGCUUCAGUGUGUCUUACUGAUAAGUAUUCAUUCCAAGAGUGUCAGUUUCAAUUAUUUCACUGACUUCUGGCAUGAGCAGUUCAUCAUCAGUGAGAAGUUAUACAAGUGUGAGAGGUUAGCGUUUGAAUUCUUUUGCAUUCAUGAUUUCAUCGUAGCAUGGAAAUAGCUGAACUUGUGCAAAAGGUCAGGCAGGGUUAAACUUGAGUUAUGACCAAAACCAUACACAUCCAUGUUUUUCCACUGUAUUUUGUAUCCAACUUCAAGAUUCAGUAUCCUAGGAUCAAGCUACUCCAACAAAACCAGAUCCAUGUACACUAUUGUAUGGGUCAUUGUAGUCCUGUCAUGGAGUCAUAGAGGGUACAGCAUGGAAACCAAGCCCUUUGACCCACUGAGGCUGCAGCAACCAUUAAGCACCAUUUACACUAAUCCUACAUUAAUCCCAUUUUUUUAAUAUUCUCCACACAUUCUCAUCCACUCACCUCAGAUUCUACUACCAACCCGCAUAUCUUUGGGAUGUGGCAGGAAACCGGAGUCAUUUUUAGUGAUUGUUCUUUUAAAAAAAAGCCAAGUUGAAUGAGGGAUUGAUCGAUUUUAAAAAUGCUUAUUUUUGCUCACAAACCCACUUUUCUGUAUUAAAGCAAUUACUGUCAGAUUAAAGAUGUGCAGGGCAGGUUUUUUUUACACACUGGUAGGUGCCUGGAAUGCACUGCUGGGGGAGGUGAUAGAAGCAAAUGUGAUAGCAACACUUGUGAGGCAUUUAGACACGGGUGCAGACCAUGUGUAUUCAUGCAUGGCCCGUGGGCAUCACAAGCAGCAUUUAAUGCCCCUCCCCUGGUUUUCUUGGUGGUGUCAGUUGUCUGCUUAAAUGACUUUGGUUCUUGUGAAAGUAUUCCCACGGUUAUCUAAAGGUAGAGUUAUGGAUUUUGACUCGGCAAGAAUGAAGGAUCAGUAUUCUACUUUCAGCUGUUUUGUGACUUUCUUUCAUCUGAUGGUGGUGGCAUUCCCUUGCUCUCACUCCCGUCAUCCUCCGAGGUUGUAGAAAUUGCAGUUUGAACAGCAUUGCUGAAAAAAGCACUGACCUGCUACAGAUGUCUAUUAAAGCUGGAAAUACACUUAACAUCAUUAAACUGGAUUCAUGAGGAUGUUGUCGAGAGUGGAGGGCUUGAUGUUAUAGGAUAGGCUGGGACAGUUUUCUUUGGAGCAUAGGAGGCUGAAGGGUGACCUUGUAGAGGUUUAUAAAAUCA